This is a messenger RNA of Penaeus vannamei (Pacific white shrimp), 501 nucleotides long. NCBI's taxonomy places the organism in Eukaryota, Metazoa, Arthropoda, Malacostraca, Decapoda, Penaeidae. The record is from RefSeq and is a predicted model, not a curated record.
AUGAAGGUAUACCGCUUGUGCGAGAGUGAUGGUGCUGGUGCUGGCUACACCAGUGCCUUCAUGGUAUACAUGGGCCAGGACCGCGGCGACGUGCCUGCCAGCAUGAAGGCCGUGACCGAACUCAUGAACCGCGCCUGCCUCUUCGAAAAGGGUUAUGAGCUGUACUUGGACAACUGGUACAGCUCCCCGGAACUCUUUCACUACCUGUCAUCGAGGAAGACGAACGUCGUGGGAACACGACGUCGACUACCAGACUUCGGCGACAGGGAUGUUGGCUAUGUCUUGGAUGGAUCGGAAGAAGGUGCAUUUGCUUUCGACCAUCAACAGCCCAGACAUUUUGACCUGCCCCUGAACCGCGAUAGCAUAGUCCGGACGAAGCCCCAAGUCGUCGUCGACUACGUGGGAAAGAAGGGGGUAGACCUAACCGAUCAGUUGGCCGCGUCGUACUCCACCGCCAGAAGAAGGAACAAGUGGUAUAAGAAUGUCUUUUACACUUGCUAG